ACAAAAUGCACAUCACCAUUAUCACAAGCAACAUUUUCUGACAACAUUAAUAUAUUGAAUUUAUUGGGGGAUUUUGCAAAUGAUUCCCAGGAUGAAAUUAUGUUUGCAAAAGAUGAAGAAAAUGCUGGGUACUUUAAAAUUGAUGAGGAAUUACCACCUUAUAUUAAUAUUGAUAUUAAUGGACUUGAAUACUAUGAAACGAAUGAAGAAUUAGAUGUAGAAGAUAUUACAGAAAACCAUUCAUCCCCAGAUUUUAAUAAUUGGGCUUUGAAAUCUGGUAUUUCAGUAAAACAAAUGAUAAAAGAUGCUACAAAUUUGGGAGGCCAUAAAUUAAGGCAACUAGAAAUUCAGAAAACUUGUGAAUCAAAACAUGAUAAAAUUGAAAUUUCACCAGAAUUAAAAGAUAUUUUUAAAUUGACUGGUUUAUUAGAAACUAUUAAAGUAGUAAAAGAACUUCACAAUGAAAAUGUAAAUAACAUGUUUAAUAGUCCAAAACCUCGCAAUAAUCUGUUAACUUACUCCAUCAUACCAUCUAAAGAAAGUCACUGUGCAGGAAUAAAAUCAAUCUGUGUAAAUAGUGCAGAAAGUACACCUUAA
Molecule: messenger RNA, 597 nt
Organism: Entrophospora candida
Lineage: Eukaryota; Fungi; Glomeromycota; Glomeromycetes; Entrophosporales; Entrophosporaceae
Source: the annotation of a GenBank genome assembly